Molecule: messenger RNA, 1182 nt
Organism: Cercospora beticola
Lineage: Eukaryota; Fungi; Ascomycota; Dothideomycetes; Mycosphaerellales; Mycosphaerellaceae
Product: alpha/beta hydrolase
Molecular function (GO): lipase activity
Source: RefSeq, a predicted model, not a curated record
CCAUGUCGUUUCCUUGAUCAUAACACUUGAUCAUAACACUUGAUCAUAACACACACAACGUUGAAUACACGAGCCACCAUGGCACACUUGGAUUCAAGCUCGUGGCCCAGCUACGCUGAGAUCGAUCCCGAGUACAAGAAGGUCAGUCAGUUCCUCGAGACGGCUCCCCGCAGCUAUCCACUUCCAUCAGACCCUUCCCGGCUCCCAGCAAUGCGAGUGAACAUGAUGAUGAUGCAGCGCAAAGCCCCGCUUCAGCAGAUCGACAGAACUGGCGUGGCGCAAACCAGGGUUUGGAUAAUAUGUCGUGAUGGCCAUUCUAUCCCAGCCGCGGUAUACAAGCCGAGAACGCCAACUUCCGGACUUAUGGCUGUCCUUUUUCAUGGAGGAGGGUUCAUAGUGGGCGAUCCAGAGAUGGAAGCUCCAGCAGCAGUGGAACUCGUGCAGAAUCAUAGCGCGACUGUCAUCAGCGUCGACUAUCGCGUGGCGCCAGAGAAUCCAUACCCUCAGGCAGUCAACGAUGGCUUGGACGCGUUGAUAUGGGCCGCGCGUAAUGCGUCCUCCCUGGGAGCUGAUCUCAAGAAAGGCUUCCUCCUUGGUGGAUCCUCAGCAGGAGGCAACAUCGCUGCGGUUCUUUCCCACAUGGCCCGCGACACGAAGGCCUCGCCGCCUUUGACAGCCAUCUGGCUCAAUUGCCCCCUUACCAUCGGUUUCGAAGCCGUGCCAGAAGCGCUCAAGAAAGACUAUAAUUCCCUGGAACAGAACGCAGAUGCUCCAGUAUUGCUCAACAAGGAAGGCCUGAUGACAGCGUAUUCCUUCUACAAACCGAAUCAGUCAUCCCAAGUAUUCAGUCCGCUACUCUGGGAGUCGGGUCAUCAGGGUCUGCCGAAGACGCAAUUGCAUGUGUACGGGCUCGACCCGCUGCGCGACGAUUCAUUGCUCUAUGCUCGGGAGUUGGCUAAAGCGGGUGUCGACACGCGUGUGGAUGUCUAUCCAGGUGUGCCACAUGGGUUCGACUUCGAUGCACCGCAAUUGCAGCAAGCGGCAAAGUUCAGAGAGGAUCGGCAGAAGGCAUUUCAGUGGCUUCUGGGAUGAGCGCCUGGAAAGUCGGAAGAUUGGCAUGGUGUAGUCCAGAGCGAACCAACAAACGACAGUAAUAGCCAGGCUUACAGGACACAACGGCGA